Aureococcus anophagefferens is the source of this 2184-nucleotide messenger RNA. RefSeq lists its product as hypothetical. The record is from RefSeq and is a predicted model, not a curated record. The transcript has 3 exons. NCBI's taxonomy places the organism in Eukaryota, Pelagophyceae, Pelagomonadales, Pelagomonadaceae. Bases 1 to 2184 code for a protein of 727 amino acids.
AUGGCGCAGCCGCAGCGGCGGCGGAGCAGCAUCAUGCUGAGCCCCUUCGCCGACAAGGCGAAGAACGACACCGUCGCCUUCGCGACGAAGCCCGUCGCCGCCGCCGAGGCGAAGAAGGGCGUCGAGGUCGUCGCCGGCUGCGCCAAGUGCAGCGCCGCGGACCACGCCGCCUUCGUCGCCGAGCUCAACGAGGACGAGGCCAACGAGCACAAGCUCAACGUCGUGGCGACGUGGAAGGAGGGCCGCCUCUUCUCCGUGGCGCAGAUCAAGGCGGUCCUCGAGACGCUCACGUCCGUGAAGACGCGCGUCGCCAUCGUCGAGAUGCUCGGCCCGCGCGCGACGGACCCGAAGCACGGCGGCGACAUUGUGGAGAUGUUCCAGUACAACAAGGAGAAGGAGACCUGCGCCGCCAUCUUCUCCGCGCGCGGCAAGCAGACGGACCGCGCGGCGUCGAGCGGCAUGAAUCCCAUGGCCGCGCUGGCCGCGGCGGCGCCCGCGCCGCCGCCCGCGCCCGUCGCCGCGCCCGCGCCGCCGCCCGCGCCCGUCGCGCCGGCGCCCGUCGCGCCGCCGGCGCCCGUCGCGCCCGCGGCGCCGCCCGUCGCCGCGGCCGCGCCCGUCCGCCGGCGGUCGUCGCUGCCGCGGCACCGGGCGACGUCGAACCCCGUGACGCACACGGUGAACCUCGACGACCACGUGUCGUCGUCGGACGACGAGGGCGCCGCCGCGCCGCCGCCGCCGCCGAAGAAGGCCGUCGGGUUCUCGCCGGACGUCGCAGACUCGGCCGACACGGGCGGCCGCCGCGCCAAGUCGGCCGCGCGGCACAAGAUGUCCGUCGCCCGCCAGCACCUCGAGAACAACAAGAUCGACCUGGACCGCGUCACGGACCACCACGGCCUCUUCACGCUCGAGGAGCUCCAGGCCUUCAAGGCGGACCGGCACUUCCCCCACGUCGACCCGACGAAGCUCGAGGCGCUGACGCCCGAGGAGCAGGAGCGCAUCGCCGCGCUCCACGCCAUGGACCCGGAGCUCCAGAAGCAGCUGGCGUUCAAGGCCAUGACGGACGUGCUCGCGACGUCCGUGGCGUCGGCCCUCGCGGCCGCCGCCGUGCUCGACACCUGGACGCAGCCCGCGUACGCCAUCCCCGUGCCCAACGCGGGCACGUUCUACUGGCUCGCGGAGACCGUGGGCAAGGUGCCGCUCGUGGGCUCGAAGCUCGCGGGCGAGAUCACGAACGUCGUCGACGCGCUCGCCGUGUCGAUGAAGGACGCGGCGCUCACCGUCGCCCGGGACGCGCGCACGAAGGCCUGCUACGACGCGAUCAUCGCCGACUUACAGCCCGCGGAGAACAUGGUCGAGCUCUGCGCGAAGCCCGGCGGCGCCUUCGCGGACGCGCUCGUGAAGACCGCGGACGCGGCGCUGGCGAAGAGCAUGGAGCCCGUCGUCAAGGCCGUCAUGGAGAAGCACACGCUGACGGCGACGUGGCAGACGGGCAUCGCGGCCUACAACGGCGCCGCGUCGAAGAUCCCCGGCUGCGAGCCCAUGGACUUCGACCUCGACAAGUACGUCCUCGACCAGAUCCUCGCGACGAUCGGCCUGCUCGUGCGGUCCAACGAGGCCGCGACGCGCGCCUGCGUGCCGGCGGACGCGUCCGACGCCGUGAAGCAGGUCUUCGGCGGCGGCAUGCGCGACCCGGACGAGCUGAUCAUGGCGCUCGUGCUCGUGCCGAAGGGGGACCCGCGCCAGUUCGUCGUCGAGGCGCCCAAGCUCCCGACGAAGGACGCGCGGGGGCCCAUCAAGACGACGGGCGGCCUGGCCAUCGUGCUCAAGGACGGCGAGACGACCUGCGCGGGCGGCAUGAACUACGCGUUCCUCGGCGUCGGGCAGCCCACGGACGACGACGCCGUCGGCGUCGCGCCCCAGUUCUACCUCGACGGCAAGUUCCUGGUCGCGGAAGCCUGCGGAAAGACGCUCCUCCUCGACUUCUGCUACGGCCGCUACCACGAGGGCAACCGGGUCGUGCUGGCGAACUCGACCAAGGGCGACAAGGAGACGUUCGCGAAGCACCGGUCCACGGAGUGGGUGUUGACCAAGGAGCAGACGCUCCAGACCUGCCGCAACUCGAGCUACGUCCUCGGCAUCCGCCUCGACGAGAACAAGCCCAAGGAGACGGCCGCCGCGGAGUGA